GGUCUCACUUCUUGCCAAAUCGCGUGCGUCGUCAGUCUGCACUCAGCUCUCAUCCGCCCGACAUCCACACAGCAGCGCGCAGGCUGGCACCACCAGCAGAGGAACGACCCUUUGUGCUUCACCCAAACUGACGCGCAUCCUUCUGAGAGACAUCACCGUUUAACGUCACCGUCCACCAUCCAGGCAGAGGAGAAAGCGUGAGGCACAAUGGGACCAUUCCAAGAGUAUGAGGAAAACAAAUCACCACAGAAAGGGAGCCCCCGCAGCCGCAUCCCACGUCUGGUCCUCCAUCCUUUCCGACCGAAAGACAAGGGAUCACCUCUGUCUGAUUCCCCUUUCUCAGAGGAGGAGGGCAGGGAGUGUGACAUCAGCUCUGAGCACUCCAAGAGGACCAUCAGCACCAACAGUUUUUGUUCUGAUGACACCGGCUGCCCCACUAGUCAGUCUGUGUCCCCCUCCAAAACCCCGUCAGGCUCAGAGCAGAGUGCCCACGGAUCGCCGAUACUCCCAGAGCGCAAGACCAAAGUGAAGAGGGUGAGGGUGAUGGCCGAGUGGAGUGGUGAAGCACGGAGUGCGCCGAGGCACAAGAGGGAGCUGAGGUCGGCCAUGAAAGCCAGAGGUAGUGAGGCAGACUUCAGCUCUUCCAGCAGCACAGGCAGCCUAAAGACCAGGGAGGGUCUCAGUUCCAAUUCAGUUGGAAAGAAGGCUCUUUCACGCAGUCGCAGCACUCACAUCAGGCCACUUCCGGUGUUCAAACCAGCCGGGAACCCAGCAGCCAACAGAGAUGCAGAACUCUACGCUCCCUACCGAACUCCUCCAAGAGCUGCCUCCUCAACCAACAGCAGCAGCUGCACCUCCAGCCCCACUUCUAGAAGGGCAGGUCUGGGCCGCUACCAUUCAUGUGGUGACAACCAUGGAAUCAGGCCUCCGAACCCUGAGCAGUACCUCACCCCUCUGCAGCAGAAGGAAGUGGCCAUCAGACACCUGAAGACCAAACUGCUGGAGUCUGAGAACAGAGUCCAUGACAGAGAGACAGAGAUUGAGGAGCUUAAAGCCCAGCUUAGCAGAAUGAGGGAGGACUGGAUUGAAGAGGAGUGCCACCGGGUGGAGGCUCAGCUGUCCCUCAAAGAAGCACGCAAAGAGAUCAAGCAGCUGCGUCAGGUGGUGGAAACCAUGAAGAGCAGCCUGAUGGAAAAAGAUAAAGGAAUUCAGAAAUACUUCAUUGACAUCAACAUCCAAAACAGGAAGUUGGAGUCCCUGCUGCAAAGCAUGGAGCUCGCCCAGAGUGGUGCCAACCUCCAAGAUGAAAGCACCCUGGACUUUAUGUACGACAGCUCUGAUGGCAGCGGGAAGAAGAUGGUGGGGGAUGAGGAAGGUGCGAUGGAGCUGGGACACCAAGGAGCAGAGGCAAUGGCAGACAGCGGGCUGCUGGCAAAUGAUGAGAUGGCGAACAGAGCGGACAUUUUGGAGAAGGUCUUCAUGUCCACUGCAAUGGAUUUCAGUCAGGACUGUAGCAGCAAGCUGAGGGCCAGUGCAGAGUCUGGGCCCGGAGUGUCUGCGCUGUCAGGAGAGAGACAGUCAACCGAUUCAUCCACUGGAACCCAGCCCACUCUACCAGAUAUGGUUGCCACCUCAGGCACACUUCCGCAUCAGGACAAAGAAGUCCAGGCCGACAUCAUGCCCAUGCCUCCAGACCUGCAGGCUCUGCUCUUUCAGCUUCUAAAGUACCAUGGGGUUGCAGCAGGAGAUGCAGCUCUGUCAGCCCCAGUUAGUCUUCUAGGGUUCCCAAACCUACCUGGCUCCAUUUGCACCACCACCAAACAGCCUGACUCAACACCUUCCCAACCCAGUACAUUUCCAGAGAGCCCCGAGACCUCUGCCGAUUCUGGCACAUGUUGCUCAGAGCCUUCCGAGAACAGACGAUUCAUGGAGGAGCUGGACUUUACUGUCGGCGAGGAGGAGCCUCAUCUGUCAUCAGGACUGGAUGUGGUCGGCAAGCGUUACUGGAGCAACAGCUUCCUGGUGGAUCUGGUGGCAGUAGCGGCACCAGUAUUGCCUACAGUGGCUUGGCUGUACUCACGGCAUGGCUUGGACGGAAGCACUCCGGUGUACAACAUCGCUGCCCUGAUUAGGGGCUGCUGCAUCAUGGGAUUGCACUCUCUUCGUCACAUCACUCAUAGGCCUGAUGCGUAAUGGCUUCCAAUCUGCAUGCAAAACCCCUGACCUUGAACUAAAGCACUUAAGCAUCUUUUCAAGAGUAUUUGUGACAUCGUUGAACACUUGAUAUCAAUGCAGUCAUUUUGGUUCGAGCACUGUUAUUUUUUUUUUUGCACUGUAGUUACCAAGAGGUGACAUGGAAGGGAUUAUUUAUAACAAAGUUUAUUUAUGUAUUUAUUUAUGAUUUACAUGUAUAAGCAGAUCAUCUGGGUAGAUGGUUGUGUGUUAUCAUAGUCCUGUGGUGUCCCUAGCUGUUUAAAGCAAAAGUUCUUUGUGUUAAGAGAUUUUCAGGAGGUGAAAGACUGACUGCUGCUUUCUGUUUGAUGGGUGGUGGAUUCUGGAAUGUUUCCUUUCUUCAAAAAGAAACCUUAAACCUUCAGCCAAAGCUUUAAUGUAAGUUCACCGUUUUGUGGAUUUUUUUUUUUUUUUUUUUUUUUUUUCCUUUUUCCUCCCCUCACUCUGGGGGUGUAGAGCUUUACUUGGUACUGCCUGUGUAUUGUUCAUAGAAGCUAAUGCUUCAAAGCAACUGACACUUGUUAUGUGCCUGAGCAAUGUGCAAUACUGGUAGUAACAUCAAUGUCCUUGCAUCUUUAUUAUUAAAGCAUGAUAAUUCUGGUUA
Pelmatolapia mariae (spotted tilapia) is the source of this 2836-nucleotide messenger RNA. RefSeq names its product syntabulin (syntaxin-interacting) (gene sybu). Bases 208 to 2193 code for a protein of 661 amino acids. Gene Ontology annotation, cellular component: cytoplasmic microtubule. The transcript has 8 exons. The record is from RefSeq and is a predicted model, not a curated record. NCBI's taxonomy places the organism in Eukaryota, Metazoa, Chordata, Actinopteri, Cichliformes, Cichlidae. Gene Ontology annotation, biological process: synapse maturation; axonal transport of mitochondrion.